AUCCGCUCCUUCUUCUUUACAAUAAAAUGCAUCAUGGUAAGGCAAGCUACAAUAAAAUGAACUCAAUAAAUAAUCAAUGAAGCAUCACCUGUGAGUAAAGCUCUGCCAAACCACCUAUACAUCAAGAGAAAGAAGAAAAUAAGUUAAGGACGAUAGCAACCACUCCCCUUUCAAAGAUGUCGCAACAACAGAAGGGUGGGGAUUACAAUCAAUUCACCACCACCUCAGACGAUGAUGUGUUGAUGAAGCAAAUCAUAGCCACCCAUGCUGAUGGUAGUAUCCACAAGGUCAAUGUCAGGCCCCAUCUCCAACUCAUCAAAGAAAUCUUCCGAUACUCCACCACUCUCGAUCGCACCAAUAUUCAUGACCUGCAAGUUUCUUCACACAUGAAAAGCUUGGACGAGAAAACCCAAAAAGCCGACUUCGUUGGCAUGCUUGAAGCAUUGGCUUACACCAUACACAAGAUCUCCUGCGAGAUAUCGUACAAGUGCUAUGAGGGAGAAGAUGCACACUCAACAACGAUGGUACUGUUCAAGUCCUUAUCAAAAUUCUCCUGGGAUGCCAAGGUGGUAAUGGCCUUGUUUGCCUUUGCCGUCACCCAUGGGGAGUUUUGGCUAGUGGAGGAACUCUGUGAGACACACCCUUUGGCCAAAUCCAUAGUAUUGUUGAAGCAAUUACCCGACGUAUUUAAGCAAUCGGAAAUGCAGAGGCCCAGGUUUGAAUCAUUCUGGAGCCUUUUCAAAGCCAUGUUUGAUGUGACCGAGUCCAUCAUCCAGUUCCAUGAGUUGCCACCUCAAUACACCUCCGUUGACCAAUCACCCAUAUCGGUGGCUACCGCCCAAAUCCCCAUUGCUGUUUACUGGAUCAUCAAGAGUGUCGUCACAUGCACAUCCCAGAUCAUUGGCCUUACUGGCUUGGGUAGUCACAAAUCUAUUCCAUCGACCAUUGAAACUAGUGACCUAUCCAGCUUAGCACAAAAGAUCAACAAUAUGCAUGAACACUUUACCAAGCAACUUGAUCUUUGCAAUCAGUAUAUUGAUGAGAAGAAACAAGUCGAAGCUUAUAACAGGCUGGUGCAAGUCUUUGAAACGACUCAUGUCAACAACAUGGAUAUUCUCAAGGCAUUGUUUAAUUACUCCAAUGAUGAUCUGCAGCCUCUUCUUCAAGGAUUCACUGGGAAAAGGGUUGGCAUUGAAGUAUUGAGAGGCAAGGAUUUAUUUUUGCUGAUAUCGGACUUGUACAUCUCCGAAGAAGAACUCAAGAUUUUUGGCCAGAUCAUGAAUAAAAUGAGGGAGCCCUAUAACAUGGGAGCACCAAAUAUUAAUCCUUUUAGGAAAAGCAAUGUGUUCGCUCCGAGGUUAGAGUCUUACUACCAAGAGGUGUGGCUCCCCGUGGUGGACAAGACUAUCCCAUGGACCGAAGCCAAACAAAGAGAGUUCGAUCGAUUGCAGAAGACUAUGCCAUGGUACUCGGUGCACCACCCUUCCUUGAUCAAUUCACUAGUGAUUAAAUAUAUCAAGGAGAAGUGGCACUUCAACAAGAAGCCAAUCCUUGUGGUUUUGGAAGAUUCUGGUAGGGUUACGAACACCAAUGCCCUCCACAUGUUGUGGAUCUGGGGAAGCAUUGCCGCUGGCAGAAUUCUAACCAGUUCUUCGGAGAAACAUCUCUGGAGCAUAGAGACAUGGGGAAUUAAAUUCUUGGUUGAUGGCAUUGAUGAAAAUAUACUCCAUUGGAUGGAAGAGAAAGAAAGAAUCAUUUGCCUAUAUGGAGGAGAAGACAUAGAUUGGAUAAGAAAAUUCACGAUGAAGGCGAGAGAGGUGGCAAAAGCCGCAAAUAUCUCGUUCGAGAUGAUGUACGUGGGAAAGAGAAACCCGAAUAAAGAGCUAUUGAGGAGGAACAUCGACAUUAUCACCAAGGAGAAUCUGAGCAACUGUUGGGAAGAUUGCACACUCACUUGGUAUUUUUGGAUCCGACUAGAGAGCAUGUUAUACUCCAAGAUGAAGCUUGACCAGACUAUUGAAAACGAUCCCAUAAUAAAGGAGAUCAUGACAAUCCUCAUCUUUGACAGCAGCAGUGAGAAAGGAUGGGCGUUGAUAAGUAAGGGGUCAGAAAUCAUGGCCAAAGCCAAGGGGGACAAGUUCUUGAACUGCUUCAAGGAGUACGAUAAGUGGAAAGGAAAUGUUGAAGUUAAGGGUUUUAUUCAGGCAAUCAGUGAUCAUCUGGACCAACUGCGCACCCCACAUCACUGCAAUCGCCUCAUCCUACCAGGGAUGGAAGGGAUGAUUCCUGAGAUGUUGGUUUGUACCGAAUGUGGCUGCCCUAUGGAGAAGUCUGUGUCCACGUCUGUCAUGUACAGUUGUUGCAACAAUUAGUUCUCUCUCUCUUUCUUUUUGAAAUUGAUACGUGCAUGACAUGGAUGGAGUUGGGAUAAAAAGUUAUUGAGUUUGUAUUAUUACGUGAAUAUAUAAAUAAUGAUAUUCAUUUUAAUAGUA
Messenger RNA from Macadamia integrifolia, 2492 nucleotides. RefSeq names its product protein SIEVE ELEMENT OCCLUSION B-like. Gene Ontology annotation, biological process: phloem development. The record is from RefSeq and is a predicted model, not a curated record. Bases 177 to 2372 code for a protein of 731 amino acids. The transcript has 8 exons. NCBI's taxonomy places the organism in Eukaryota, Viridiplantae, Streptophyta, Magnoliopsida, Proteales, Proteaceae.